AUGGCUGCGUGUUCCAGCUCUGGCUUGACCUCGUCUACGUCUGACCGUGAAAUGUCGGGCUUACAUGUUCGGCCAUCUCAGAGCCAUCUCGAGCUCCAGGAGUGGAUGGCGCGAAUCCAGAGCUCUCUUCAAAGCGUUGAAGAUUCCGUGCUGAAGCAAUCCUUCGCCACGGAAGGCCUUGCGAUUUCUGUGCAUGAGCUCCUGCAGUUUGGAUUUCGAGAAGGCUCUUUGCAAGAGGCAGUACCAGAAGGCGGCAAGAUCGUUCGGCCUCCUCGUAUUGAGGUGCCGGAGGAUGAGCCGACGCCUCUGCCUUGCAUCCCAUGUGACCUUCCAUGCGAGCUCGGCCCAGUGCCCGAAAGGACCGAAGACAGCCAGGAUCAGGGAGAUGGGUUGACGCCCACCCUCCCCAAGGUGGUGCCUCGCCGGCGAAGCCGGCAUAGCAGCGAAGGGGAGGAGCGGGAUGAGGUCGAGAAAUUCUUGGCCUCUCGUGAUCCGCAGUCCACGCAAUAUGGCAUGAUGCACGAGCUGGAGGAGCACAAUGCCUUCCGGCUCAUGCACGUGCGCCGGAAUGGGCGGGCCCACAGCCACAAGAAGCUGAAGAAAUCGAGCUCGCGAGGUUUCGUGGCGGUGCCCGAGCUAAACCCCGAUGUGAGUCAGGAGCGGGAUCCGGAUCUGAGUCAGACGGAGGUGCCGGAGACUCCCAAGAAGAGGGCUCCCACCAUUACCAGCAGAGUCGGUGGAGAGGACAAGGAGGUGAUGCUGAGCAGAGUUCGCCGGGUCUCCUUAGAGGAUCUUCGCAACAACUACGAUGCAGUGGUCGUCCACAACAACGGCAAAGCGCGGGGCCCGACACUGACUUUUGAGCUAGGGAAGACAUCGGCAAUGAGCACCGUGGCUCGGCUGCUCCUCUGCGUGACUGGCAUUUUGCAAUUUCGGAUGGGGCCGCUCUGGCGACUCUUUUCCUGGUGCCGAAACGUGUGGGUUCCUGUCUGCCUGUCAGCACUCCUGAUCUACUACAAUGUGGCGCACCCCAAUGCCGACAUCUCCUUCUCCACCGCACUCCUCG
Molecule: messenger RNA, 1066 nt
Organism: Symbiodinium necroappetens
Lineage: Eukaryota; Dinophyceae; Suessiales; Symbiodiniaceae
Source: the annotation of a GenBank genome assembly